GGCGUGGCCUCGGGAUGGCGCCAGAAGGCAGGGAAGUAAGAGGCGUCGCUCUGUGUCGCGUUUCUGACUCGUCAUCUCUGAGGCGCCCUCGGCGCUUUUGGAUGGCGUCACGGGGCGCGUCGGGCGGGAAAAACGAAAAGAUCGAGGCCGCUGCCGUUGAGGGAAAUGGCCAUCCAGGUGUAAUCCAAGCCGGGACUCUCAAGGCCCGAAUGCCUUAGUCUGCGUUUCUGCAGGGAUCGGCCGCCAUGGAAGACACGGAGUCCCGCUUCAUGCACUUCCUGCAGCCCAUCAGGGACCUCACCAAGAACUGGGAGGUCGAUGUGGCAUCUCAGCUGGGAGAGUACCUGGAGGAGCUUGAACAGAUUUGUAUUUCCUUUGAUGGCGGCAAAACAACUAUGAAUUUUAUUGAAGCGGCGCUGCUCAUCCAGGGUUCAGCCUGCAUUUACAGUAAGAAGGUGGAGUAUCUCUACUCAUUGGUCUACCAGGCUCUCGACUUCAUCUCCAACAAGAAGCGUGAGAAGCUGCCGACUUCAGUGGGAGCGGAUGGGGCCGACUCAGACGCCAACGCUGGACCUGCUGAAGAGAAGGACGAGUUCCUCUCAUUGAACGACAUCCAAGAUACCAGCAGAGCCAGCAUGGACUUGCGGGAGGACCGGCAGCGCAGUUCGGUCAGCAUUGUGCCUUUGACGCCAAUGGUGUUGGUCCCGCCGGAGGAGGCCGAGAAGAAGGGCAACCCGCUCUUCAGCAAGAAAGGGGAGAUGCUGGCCAGCCGGAGGGACUUCCGCAUGAACACCUGCACCCCCCACGUCAACGGCACCUUCAUGCUGCAGCUGGCGGACCUCUCGCCCACCCAGUGCCCACCCAGGCGCGACAGAGAGUGCCCAUCCAUGGGAGUCCCGAGCAUCGUCCCUGGGGCGGGAGCCACACCCGUGGAGGGCAGCGUAUGUAACACGCCCGUCCUUGCCCUGAACUUCUCUGGAGAUGGAGGAGGGGACAACGCUUUCUGUGAGAACGAUGGUGACUGCAAUGACGUCCUGCUGGAUAUUCCCGAGCGGGUCCUGGAUGCUUCUCUUGGGGCCUAUCAGAUGAGCGACCCCCAGAGACAAGGGUACUUGCUGCGGGAGAGACCACCGGCCCUGGGAGCCAAGGAGCCCAUCAAGGAGAUACGGGACCCCUGGCACAGCCUGGACCCCUUCGCCUCUUUGGAGGACAAGCCCUACAAGAAAGGCCGUCCCCUCUCGGUGCCCCCGGGGAUGGAGGACGUGCCCGGCACCAAGCGGAGGAGGAGGCUGUCCACCAGGCUGCAGUAUUUCACGGCGUGGUUUUCGGCCACAGAGCACGACAGAGCCGGCAACCCAAGGAGCAGGAGGAAAGGCCCGACGUUUGCGGAUCUAGACGUCCUUUACUGGAAGAAUGUCAAGGAGCGCUUUGCUGCCCAAAGGAAGCUCUCGAGAAGGACGCAAAACCCGGAGGAUCCGGACGCGCGGGAGGAAGAACGCGAGGAAGAGGAGGAGGAGGAGGAUGCCUUGCAGAAUCCCAUCGGAGCAGACGAUGACUUCCUAGAAGACGAAGAUGGAUCCCCGCUAGAAGCCGCCGGAGGGGCUCCAGAGACAGACCUUGAUGGGAUCCCCGCCUCUCUCAGCUACGAGGAACUGGUUCAGAGGAACGUGGAGCUGUUCAUUGCUCAUUCCCAGAAGUACGCCAGAGAGACGGAGCUGUCCCGGCGCGUCAGGGACUGGGAGGAGAUGAUGGAGCCGCAGCUGGAAGAGCAGGAGGCCCGUCCCGCCUUCGACAUCCACAGCUACGGCGACCGCCUGGUGUCCCGCUUGGGCCGCGUGGGCGAGUGGCACUCCUUUGCCAGCCUGGUGGCCGGAGAGCCGGCCUUCGAGGUCUGCCGCUGCAUGCUGGCCUCCCUGCAACUGGCCAACGACUACACGGUGGAGGUCUCCCAAAAGCCCGGCCUGGAGGAGCGGGUGGACACCAUGGCGCUGCGGCUGCUGACCCAAGAGAAGGCCCACGAGCGCUUCCGCACCUACACGGCCCCCUCCCUCGCCCAGCAGUGACCCCCGCCCUGCCGCCUGCCCCGCACACGUGUACAUGUCUGUAUAUAGGGUCUUUGUACAGCUCGUCCCCCCUCCCCGUAUCCCUCAGCAUCAGCUCUGUAUCCGCUUCAUCUUUCCCCCAAUAAAACAAAAAAGUUUGUACAAACA
Messenger RNA from Anolis carolinensis (green anole), 2210 nucleotides. It is a transcript of the gene ncaph2, whose product is annotated as non-SMC condensin II complex subunit H2. Bases 246 to 2063 code for a protein of 605 amino acids. Gene Ontology annotation, cellular component: condensin complex; nucleus. The transcript has 21 exons. Gene Ontology annotation, biological process: mitotic sister chromatid separation; meiotic chromosome condensation. NCBI's taxonomy places the organism in Eukaryota, Metazoa, Chordata, Lepidosauria, Squamata, Anolidae. Gene Ontology annotation, molecular function: chromatin binding. The record is from RefSeq and is a predicted model, not a curated record.